GUCACCCUUAUGACAAUCGACAAAUUUUGAUGUGAAUGUGAUCUGAAUCCACCAAGUCCUCAGAUCCAACACCAGAAACCAGGAUUUCCCCCCCCCCAAAUCACUGUGUCAAACUCAGGCACAGGGGCCAAAUCUGUCCUGCAGUGUAAUUAUAUAUAUUUAUUAUAUAUAUUUUCAUUUGAUUAAAUGACAACAUUUAAUCGAUAAGAUCUUAUAAUUUCACGUUGUGCAAGUUUAAAAGAUUAAGCCGUCCCUGGGUGGACUCGAACCACCAACCUUUCGGUUAACAGCCGAACGCGCUAACCGAUUGCGCCACAGAGACUACGUCCAUGGAGUGAUAGUAAAAACUCAAUCAAUACACAAAGAAAAUACUAUAUGAACACAAACCCGUACAAAACCCAUAUAAUUACAUAGUGGUGAUAACACCGAAUUUUAUUUCGAGGUCCUGAAUGCACCAGCUCCAGCCGGCGGCCCCGCCCCCUGUCGGAGACAUGUAUCUCAUUACCUUCGGUUCUGCCCUGCUCACGCGUGUUUAUUUUCAUGACAAACCGUGUUUUUAGACAAAUACAGAAGUCAGCGUCCACACACACUCACACGGGAUCAUCUCCAGCAUCAGUGCCGUUGACUGGACUGUCUUAAAGGUGUGGUGAGAUGUCGUCUCUGUGGCAGUCCAGUUAUUCUCCCUGCAUAGAGAUCGACUCCAGCUCUGUGAAGUCCAAGGACCGGCUUCACUCUCCGGCCUGGCUGAAGCAGGAGCACGAUGACCUACAUGUCAUCAAGUGGGAGAGCUUCCAGUCAGGAACGUCUGCAGACUCAGUUCAGGACAACACACCCAGCAGUGCCAUGUCAGCCUCACAUUUGGAAAACCUUCCUCCUCGUGUGCUGCUGACCAUCACCAGGCUGCAGUGCAUGUUGGAGAGCAAACAGGAGCGCAUCGCAGCUCUGGAGCGACAGGUGGAAGACCUGAUGCAGGACCGAAAGUUCCUGAGGAACCAGAUCGAAAACCUCACCAGCGUCCGCUCGGUACCAGCGUUUGCCUCCCCGAGUCCAGUGACGGAAGUAGUUCCCAAACCCAGUAAGGUGCAGCACUCAGACAGCAAGUCCAGGAAAAGAGAGCGAGCUUCGUCCAGUUCCUCUGACAGGAGCAACAGCGGCUCCGAAGACUCAGAUUCUUCUGAAGUUUCAGCAGCGUCCAGUGAACACAGGAAGAAGAAACACCACAAGGACAGGAAGAAGUCCAAGAAAGGAAAAGACUACACCAGGAAGAGAGCUACCGGUGUCCAGUACGUCAUCCAUCGCUACAGACAGGUCUUGUCGGCCUACAUCAAGAAGAAGAGCAUGAGCGAAGCCUUUCGACACCUGGGAAUCGACCGCAACACCAUUGCCAACACUGCGUCCAUCGCCGAGCUACACCUGGCUGGGAAAGACAUGGUGCCCCUGGUGGGGACGUUCCGUCAUGGGGAGGAAACUCUGGUCAGCUACGCUCAGAGGUGCACUCUGGCCAUCGACAGCGAUUCAGACCUGUCCAGGAGAAUAGAUCACAUGAAAGCCAACGGAGAGCUGCUGCCCAUCUCUGGGAAGAGGCCCAGGCUGUCGCACUCUCACAUGCAGCCGCUGGGUGUCGCUGCAGACAGCAUUUUGAUAGGUUGAGCUUGAUCAGGUUUAAAGGACUCGGAAACACUUGUACCCAAAAAAGACUUUCUUUGGUCUCAGCUGCUGGACUCGAAGCUAAAGAGGCUUUAAUCUGAUAUACAGUAAGUUUUAUCAAUUUUUGAGCUACCUUUUAGCUGUGAUGAUACACAUGGCAUUAGCUAUGUGUUUAUUUUUUAAAACACAAACACCUUUUAAUGCUUGUGUAGCAUGUAGAUUUAUUUAAUAAUUGUCCAAAUUACAUAUAAAUUAUGUAAAUAUGCACUAAAUAGUUGAAAGAAGUUAUCGAGUUAAUAUUUAAGAUAUUAUAUGGUAAAAACAAGUUACAAAUCUCCACCAGAUGGCAGUGUUUGCUCACUGCACUGUUUCUCACAAAUCAGCACUCUAUUUAAAAAAAAAUUGAUUCAAAAUGGUGCAAUGUCCAUUUCUGACAUGGUUGUGACGUUAUCGACAUGUGGAAGUUAUUUAAAUAUAAAUGAUGUAAAUGUUUAAAAUUUAAACUUCCCGCUGAUAAAAGUAAUCUUGAAUAAACCCUGAAGAGAAGUUCGUUUCAAUCUAGUCGGAAACCAUUUGCAUCGCUGUUCUGUUUGCACUGAAGGAAGUGAAAGACCCUCCGGUGAUGGUCGGUGUCAUUGUCACCUCACUAUGGUGUUUGUCUUUCACACGCGCUGACAAAUUGCUGGUGUGCAGCCAUUAUAGCUGCUGUUUAUCUUCACAGCAGACACUGUCACUGUCAGCAGCUUCACAGGACAAAUCUCUGCUUAUCUCCACUCCGUUUGGCCCUUUCUCCAUCACCUCUAACUAUAAACACAUCACAUAUCUAUUUUUUUAGUUAUUAAAAUUUACAUACCCUCUAUUGGUGUCCCUUUAUAAUAACAAUAUUAAUAAUAAUUAUUAUUAUUACCCCAAUAAAACAUUGACUUUGGUCUAGAUACCUGGGUUGUAGACUAUUCCUUAUUAUAACAGUUUUUUUAUUUUGGAAAAUACCAUAAGGACAUUGUGGCCUCUUUAUACCUUCAAGUAAAAUUCUAGUAGAGAUAUUUCAGGUUACAAGAAGAGACCAGGAUUUAUGUCAACACCCUGAACCACUGUCUCACUUUUGUUCUCUGUUCUUUGUUAAAACUAAUCGAUUAUCCAAUUCAUUGAUAAGAUAUUUUAUUAUUCUCCACGUCAAACCUGCGGUGAAACAAACCCUGUACCUGCCGAUGCACCGGUAUGACAGCUGUGAAUUUGCUGCUAACGACUGCAGCCAGAAAAAGACGACGUGCGACUAAUCGAGCUUGAAGCCUCCCCCUUCUCCUCCCCCGGCCUUUUGACUCACACUGAUGUGAGGCCAGCUGGGACUCCAUUUUCUGUCUUUUCCUGAAUGCAGAUGCCGUGUCAUUGCAGAAGUGGCUGACGCCCCCGCCUUCCUCCUACUCCUCUUUCUCCUCUUCUUCCUCCUCCCUCCUCCAGUGUGUCCUAAUAGGAUGUGACCUUCACAAAAAAGAGCAUCUGGAUGUUCUUGCACUGAGCAGUUAUAAUAAACAUUUUUGUUAAUUGACUUGAAU
Cynoglossus semilaevis (tongue sole) is the source of this 3200-nucleotide messenger RNA. RefSeq names its product coiled-coil domain-containing protein 106-like. The transcript is spliced from 5 exons. The record is from RefSeq and is a predicted model, not a curated record. Bases 652 to 1650 code for a protein of 332 amino acids. Gene Ontology annotation, cellular component: nucleoplasm. Lineage: Eukaryota; Metazoa; Chordata; Actinopteri; Pleuronectiformes; Cynoglossidae.